AUGGCUGCGAGGUGGCUGCUGCUGCUGCUGGCACUCCUCGCCGCCCACGCCGCGGCUCUUCCUGAUUUCAUUAGGAUAGGCGGGCUGUUUCAUCCAUCGGACGACAAGCAGGAAGUGGCCUUUCGCUACGCUGCGGAGAAGAUCAACGCCAACCGGGACAUCCUGCCUAAGUCUCGACUCAGCGCCCAGGUCGAGGUGAUACAGCCGCAAGAUAGUUUCCACGCUUCGAAACGGGUUUGCCAUUUGCUGCGAGGCGGCGUGGCGGCGAUUUUUGGACCGCAGAGCGCGCACACGGCGUCUCACGUGCAAAGCAUUUGCGACACCAUGGAAAUUCCGCACUUGGAGACACGCUGGGACUACCGGCUUAGACGACAGAGCUGCCUCGUCAACCUAUAUCCUCAUCCCACCACUUUGUCCAAGGCAUACGUCGAUCUAGUGAAGGCCUGGGGCUGGAAGAGUUUCACCAUUAUCUAUGAGAACAACGAGGGGCUCGUGCGAUUGCAGGAACUUCUGAAAGCUCAUGGACCUAGCGAAUUUCCUAUUACGGUCAGACAGCUGAGCGAGGGAUCGGAGUAUCGACCGCUACUAAAACAGAUCAAGAAUUCUGCAGAAUCGCAUAUCGUGCUGGACUGCUCCACCGAGAGGAUCUACGAUGUGUUGAAACAGGCACAGCAGAUCGGAAUGAUGAGCGACUAUCACAGCUACCUUAUCACUUCCCUGGACUUGCAUACCGUCGACUUGGAAGAAUUCAGGCACGGCGGGACCAAUAUCACUGCCUUUCGAUUAGUGGAUCCGGAAAAGCCGGAAAUCCAAAAGGUAAUCCAAGACUGGAUCUACGGUGAGAAGCGUUAUAAUCGCGAGCUCGAUAUGGGACAGAACAGCAACAAGAAUAAUCUCACAACAAUAAAGACUGAAACAUCCUUGCUGUAUGAUGCCGUCCAUCUCUUCGCCAAGGCAUUGCACGAUCUCGACACGUCUCAGCAAAUUGAUAUCAAGCCGUUAUCUUGCGAAUCAACCGACACUUGGCCUCAUGGAUACUCACUAAUUAACUACAUGAAGAUCGUGGAAAUGACGGGGCUCACAGGUAUUAUCAAGUUCGAUCAUCAGGGUUUUCGCUCUGACUUUGUCCUAGAUAUCAUUGAACUGAAUAGUAAAGAAGGCUUGAAGAAAAUCGGUACUUGGAACAGUACGAAAGGUAUCAACUUCACGAGAAGCUACGGCGACGUUUACACUCAAAUCGUUGAAAACUUGCAAAAUAAGACUUUUAUCGUGACGACUAUACUGAGCGCGCCGUACUGCAUGCGGAAGGACUCGAGCGAGAAGCUUACCGGAAAUGCGCAAUUCGAAGGCUACAGCGUCGACUUGAUUUACGAGAUAUCGCGGCUGCUUGGAUUCAAUUAUACGUUCCGGCUUGUGCCGGACGGACGUUAUGGCUCGUACAAUAAGCAGACGAAGGAGUGGGAUGGGAUGAUGAAGGAGCUGCUUGAUCAGAAGGCCGAUCUCGCGAUCGCCGAUCUCACCAUCACGUACGAUCGGGAACAGGCUGUCGACUUCACCACGCCGUUCAUGCCUUUAGGGAUCAGCAUACUUUACCGCAAACCCAUAAAGCAACCGCCGAAUUUGUUCUCGUUCCUCAGCCCUCUUAGUCUCGACGUUUGGAUCUACAUGGCGACGGCUUAUCUCGGGGUCUCCGUGCUCCUCUUUAUACUAGCCAGGUUCAGCCCUUACGAGUGGGAGAAUCCCCAUCCGUGCAACGGGCAGUCCGAGGUCCUCGAGAACGAGUUCACCCUACUGAACUCGCUCUGGUUCACCAUAGGCUCGCUCAUGCAGCAAGGCAGCGAUAUAGCGCCGAAGGCCGUGUCGACACGCAUGGUCGCGGGUAUGUGGUGGUUCUUCACGCUCAUCAUGAUCUCCUCUUAUACGGCUAAUCUCGCUGCUUUCCUCACCGUCGAGAGGAUGGAUUCUCCAAUCGAGAGCGCCGAGGAUCUUGCGAAGCAGACCAAGAUCAAGUACGGUGCCCUCAAAGGCGGCAGCACGGCGGCCUUCUUCAGGGAUUCCAAUUUCUCGACGUACCAACGCAUGUGGUCCUUCAUGGAUUCGGCGAAGCCGACGGUAUUUACGUCGAGCAACGGCGAGGGCGUGGAUCGAGUGAUCAAGGGGAAAGGUAGUUACGCAUUCCUGAUGGAAUCCACCUCCAUCGAAUAUGUAAUCGAAAGGAACUGCGACCUUACUCAAGUCGGCGGUCUCUUAGACUCGAAAGGAUACGGCAUAGCCAUGCCACCAAACUCGCCAUACAGAACGGCCAUAAACGGAGCCAUCCUGAAGCUCCAGGAGGAAGGGAAGCUUCAUGUGCUGAAAACGCGCUGGUGGAAGGAGAAGCGAGGUGGCGGAUCUUGCAGGGACGAAAUCUCGAAAAGCAGCUCGGCGGCGAACGAGCUCGGCUUGGCGAACGUCGGCGGCGUCUUCGUGGUGCUGAUGGGCGGCAUGGGUGUCGCCUGCGUGAUCGCUGUCUGCGAGUUCGUGUGGAAGAGCCGGAAAGUGGCCAUCGAGGAGCGGAAGCAGAAAUCCUCGGGGAAACCGAUCUGCGAAGGUUUUACUGAUCUGCACUAGCGACGGUACGCGCUGCGCUGCGAAAACAGAUUCUUAAACUCAAGCCGUACCUCAAAGCGUAUCCGAUCCGAGUUCAGUGGACCUAAGGAAGAACUCCAUCACGAGUGAUCGAGAAACUGUGUAAAGAUCGUAAAAUUAUAGGGACAAAUUAAAUAAUCGAACAGGAGAAGCAACGAGCCUUGACCUUUCCAAUUUUCCUCUCAAAAAUCCUGUCAAAUAUCAAUCAUCUGUUUUGACGAAAUUAUUCGAGAUAUGUAUAUUUGUAUAUAUAAAUAUUUUGGCGCACAAAAAAAAAGAAGGUAAAGUUUUCAAUAUUCUAAUGGACGGAUCAAGUGGUUCUAUCAAAAUUAUACGAUAUAAUAUCAAAUUUCUUACAUGAAUUUCUUAUACGUGAAGACAUUAUUAAAAUUUUAUUAACGACAAUUGUUCAGUAGAAAAAUCUAUAAUUAUUACGACAUGCGUAAGGAAUCCGAGCCGAAAGAUGGCGGAAAAGAAAGAUUGGAAAGGCCAACGUGUUUGCCAUUUGCUCAUAUCAAAACUUAGAUUAACAAACAAAGACUUUAAAGCCUCGCAAUAGGAAAGGCCAAAUCCUUCCUCGCGAACUUGUAAAUGUCUCAACCGACGUCAAAAUACUAAAAAGAAAGCCGCGGUAUUUACAACCGAAUUAUAGUGCGAUACAAACGGACAAACUUUUAAGAACAAUCACGAUUUUAUACCGGCUAGAUAGUGAAUGUAUAGUGUGUGCCAGAUUACAAGACAUUUUACUGUACAUAAUAUGUAGCUAUCGAGCUAACCAUUACGUUCAUAAAUGUGCCGAGUCCGUUCGCUUCGUAAGAUAAAGAUACGCGAUAAUCAAAGGAGCACGGGUGGAUACAAAAAAGAUAUAUCUUGACAAAAAUCGAAUUUUAUUCCUGAGUUAAUGAUGAAAUAUUUUUUUCAUGGUCUUAUAAAGAUAUAAAAAACAGAUAUUAUCAGCAAGAAUAAACGCAUAUUUCUAAUAAGUAAAUUUCGCUUGAAAUUAAUUAAAAAGUGAGAUUUUAAAGUUCAAGAAAAUUGCUCUUCAAGUUCGGUAAGGUUAGUAUUCUUUGAUUUUUAAUGAUAAACAACAUUUCCGUUUUAAUCUUUAUUAAUAGUUGAUUUCGAAUUCGUUGAAAAAUAUAUGAUUAGUUCUCAUCUCUCUUUACGCGUAUGUAAUAAUACUUUCUAUAUAAAUUCUUUAUAUAUAAAUACUUUCUACAUUGCAUUGAUUAUAAAUUGUACGAAUAAAAUUAAUCUAUCUUUUAUAACAAGUGCGAUAUUAAAUUGCGCCAUAUCAUCUUUAUCCACCGUGCACCUUACUUCAUAAUGUAAAGUACUUCCGAUCCAUGUUUAGAAGCACGCGGACUCCGAAGUUUCGUUAUUAAAUAGACAAAUCUAUGUGUCAUGGCGAAAUAACUUUUACGAAAAUUGCAGUUUCAAAAUGUUGCAUUACUUGUAGCCCAAAGUAAAAUUGAAAAGACGCGCGUUGUGUGUGUGUGACAAUUUAGUAUGACAUUGUUAGUUGUGUCGCAAUGUUUCUUGCUUCUCUCCCGUCACGGAUUCACAGGAGGUGAGCCAAUUUAUUUCGUUAUCAGUAUUGUUACAUAGAUAAAUCUUCAUAGCUGAAAAAAUUAAAAUUAAUACUUUAAUUAUAUAAAUAAUCUAUUAAUUUUAACAUUAACAGACAUCGAAAUAUUGUAAUGAUUUAAAAACAUAAUACAUUGAAAAAAAAAUUCUAUAUCUAUAUAAUAAUUUUUAUAAUUAAUUUUUUUAUUUUUAUAAUUAAUAUUUAUAUUAUUAUGAGAUGUAUUAUUCAUUGAGAUGACUAUGAAGAUUUUAUCUUCGAUAAAUUUAAUAUUGUAAAAACAGAAAUUUUGAACUUUUUACAAACUUGGAUGCAUUAUACUCUAUUAUAUGAUUUAUUACUUGCAUAAACUCAGUUGAAAUAUUUUUUGAGAUUUUUGUAAAACAUUUAAAAAAUCCAAAAUUAUUUCAACAAUGAAUUUCAAUAUAAAUUCUUUAUCUUCAAUCGUUCCUCUUUUUUUCCAUCAGUUUCAAUCUCACUUAUUAUAGAUUUUCUUAUAUAAAUGAUAUUAUAAUCUCUCUGAGCUCAAACAUUUUGAAGAUUACGUUUUGUUAAAGGAACUUUUAACUGCGUCUUUGCAAAUAAAGCGGAUUUUAAAGUUUAAAUUUCAAUGUAGUGCAUUUAAGCUAAACGACUUGUUCGCGAGCCAAUACGUGAGCAUGUCGCAAUACUCUUUCCGUGAAACUUUCAGAAGUCUGUGUGCUCGGAAAUGGCGAGCGAAUUGCGAUACGCUUUGGACUGCGGCAACGGGAAUAAAAAGCCGUCGAGGAAGGUACUUUGUCGACGUCAGAGGCAACACUCGAGCCUGUCGAUCGUCUCGGAGGAAGGCAGG
Molecule: messenger RNA, 5045 nt
Organism: Cataglyphis hispanica
Lineage: Eukaryota; Metazoa; Arthropoda; Insecta; Hymenoptera; Formicidae
Gene: KaiR1D
Product: glutamate receptor ionotropic, kainate 2
Exons: 17
Coding region: 1-2610 (869 amino acids)
Biological process (GO): synaptic transmission, glutamatergic; modulation of chemical synaptic transmission; monoatomic ion transport
Cellular component (GO): postsynaptic membrane; plasma membrane
Molecular function (GO): transmitter-gated monoatomic ion channel activity involved in regulation of postsynaptic membrane potential; glutamate-gated receptor activity
Source: RefSeq, a predicted model, not a curated record